GUUGCCUACGCGCUGCUGGGCCGUGGGAAGAUGGCGGACGGAAAGGGAGACGCCACCGCCGCCGCCGGGGCCGGGGCCGGGACUGAGGCUCCGGCGGUCGCAGGAGCCGGAGCCGGAACCGAGACAGAGUCCAUGGCUCGGGGUCAUCGCCCUGCAUCUCCCGCGCCGGGAGCUCCGGGCCUGAGACCGUGUCUCUGGCAGCUGGAGACCGAGCUGAGGGAGCAGGAGGUGUCCGAGGUCUCAUCUUUGAACUACUGCCGGAGCUUCUGCCAGACAUUAUUGCAAUAUGCAAGCAACAAGAAUGCAUCAGAACACAUUGUGUAUCUUCUGGAGGUAUACCGCCUUGCUAUCCAAAGCUUUGCCAGCGCACGUCCAUUUUUAACUACUGAAUGUGAAGAUGUCCUCUUAGUGCUUGGCAGAUUAGUCCUGAGUUGUUUUGAAUUACUGCUUUCAGUGCCUGAAAGUGAACUGCCCUGUGAAGUCUGGGUACCAUUCCUUCAGUCUCUACAGGAGUCACAUGAUGCAUUGUUGGAAUUUGGGAAUAAUAAUCUACAAAUACUGGUUCAUGUUACAAAAGAAGGCGUGUGGAAAAACCCUGUUCUUCUUAAAAUUCUCUCUCAACAGCCAGUAGAAACAGAGGAAGUUAACAAAUUGAUUGCACAAGAAGGACCUUCCUUUCUACAAAUGCGAAUCAAACAUUUGUUGAAAUCUAACUGCAUCCCCCAAGCUACUGCUUUAUCAAAACUGUGUGCAGAGUCUAAAGAACUUUCACAGGUGUCAUGUUUUCAGCAAGCCUAUGUCACAUGUUUAUGUUCCAUGCUUCCCAGCGAAGAGGCUAUUCAGGAGAUUGCAAAGGUGGACUGCAAGGAAGUACUAGACAUCAUAUGUAAUCUGGAAUCUGAGGGUCAGGAUAACACAGCAUUUGUUCUUUGUACGACUUACCUUACCCAGCAGCUCCAAACGGCCAGUGUGUAUUGUUCUUGGGAGCUGACUCUCUUCUGGAGUAAACUACAGAGAAGAAUCGACCCAUCUCUAGAGACAUUUUUGGAGCGCUGCCGGCAGUUCGGUGUCAUAGCUAAAACACAGCAGCAUUUGUUUUGCCUGAUUAGAGUCAUACAGACUGAAGCACAAGAUGCUGGUAUUGGGGUCUCAGUUUUACUGUGUGUUAGAGCUCUUCAGCUCAGAUCAAGUGAAGAUGAAGAGAUGAAAGCUUCAGUCUGUAAAACAAUCUCCUGUCUUUUACCAGAAGAUUUGGAAGUUAGACGAGCCUGUCAGCUUACAGAGUUUUUAAUUGAACCAAGUUUGGAUGGAUUCAAUAUGCUGGAAGAACUGUAUUUGCAGCCAGAUCAAAAAUUUGAUGAAGAAAAUGCACCAGUUCCAAAUUCCCUCCGAUGUGAGCUCUUACUCGCUUUAAAAGCCCACUGGCCCUUCGAUCCUGAAUUUUGGGACUGGAAAACUUUGAAACGACACUGCCACCAACUUUUGGGACAAGAAGCCUCAGAUUCUGACGAUGACUUAAGUGGCUAUGAAAUGUCUAUUAAUGAUACAGAUGUCCUAGAGUCAUUUCUCAGUGACUAUGAUGAAGGUAAAGAAGAUAAACAAUAUAGAAGAAGUCCGGCAGAUCAGAAUAAGGAGAAAAGAGAUAAAAAGCCCAUCGGUUCCUCUGAGAGGUACCAGAGGUGGCUGCAGUACAAGUUCUUCUGUUUGUUGUGUAAACGGGAAUGCAUAGAGGCCAGGAUUCUUCAUCAUUCCAAGAUGCAUAUGGAAGAUGGGAUAUACACCUGUCCAGUUUGUAUUAAAAAAUUUAAGAGAAAAGAACUAUUUGUUCCUCAUGUAAUGGAACAUGUUAAAAUGCCACCAAGCAGAAGAGACCGCUCUAGAAAGAAAUUACUGUUGAAAGGCUCUCAAAGGGGUAUUUAUCCCAAGAGUCCCACUGGAAGUCUAGAACCAAAUCAGUCAUUGAGUGAAGAAGCCAAAGGAGAGUCUCAUGAGUAUGUCACAUUUAGUAAGUUAGAAGACCGCCGCCUGCAAGACAGAGACUUGUACCCAUGCCCUGGUACAGACUGUUCCCGUGUGUUCAAACAAUUUAAAUACUUAAGUGUACAUCUUAAAGCUGAACACCAAAAUAAUGAUGAAAAUGCCAAGCACUACUUGGAUAUGAAAAAUAGAAGAGAGAAGUGUACUUAUUGCCGGAGGCAUUUCAUGUCUGCUUUUCACCUGCGAGAGCAUGAGCAGGUGCAUUGUGGUCCUCAACCUUAUAUGUGUGUUUCUAUAGAUUGCUAUGCAAGGUUUGGAUCAGUGAAUGAACUCCUUAACCACAAACAAAAGCAUGAUGACCUUCGUUAUAAAUGUGAAUUGAAUGGCUGUAAUAUUGUGUUUAGUGACUUGGGUCAGCUUUACCACCAUGAAGCACAACACUUUAGGGAUGCAUCCUACACAUGCAAUGUCCUUGGCUGUAAAAAGUUCUAUUAUUCCAAAAUUGAAUACCAAAACCACCUCUCAAUGCAUAAUGUUGAAAGUCCAGAUGGAGAAUUAAAGAAAUCAGUGAAACUCGAGGAACCUGCAGCAGGUGGGAAGCAAGAUUGUAUGGACCAGCCUCAUCUACUUGACCAAACUGAUAAGUCCCAUUCUCCUGAAGAUCUUCUUUUCUGUGCAGGAUCAGCUAGUGCUCACAUAGACACUGCAGAAAACCUGAAAGACAACAGUGACAGCAAUUCUAGUGAUCUGUUAAGUCACAGCUCUUCCACUUCAAUAAAUGAGGAAUUAAUUGACACACUAGAUCACUCUGAAACCAUGCAGGACCUAUUACUAUCUCAUGAGAAAGUCUUUGUACCCUCCAGUUUAAAAGAGAAGUGCUCCAAUGUAGCCAUUUGUUUUGAUGGAACUAAAUUCACCUGUGGUUUUGACGGCUGUGGUUCCACCUACAAAAAUGCAAGAGGGAUGCAGAAACAUCUGCGGAAGGUUCAUCCAUAUCACUGCAAGUCGAGAAGGGUGAAGACAAAAGACCUCUUUACCUGCUUGGGUGACAAACAUGAUCAGGCUGACAAGUUUGAUGCAGAACCUAAACCCAGCUCUGAUACAAACAGUGACUCCCCAGAUGAAGGUCUUGAGCACAGUAUUCACAGCAAAUGCAAGCGGGACCAUCGAGGCUAUUCCCCCGAACCUUCCAUUUGCUCUUCUAAAAGGCCGUGUACAGAGGACACCAUGUUGGAACUCCUGUUACGUUUGAAACAUCUAAGCUUGAAGAACUCCAUAGCACAUGGCUCUUUCUCAGGGUCACUGCAGGGGUGCCCAUCUAGUGGUGCUAACUCUCUUCAGUCAGUCCCAUCUUCCGUUUCAGACCUUAACCUUCAGAAUCAGGAUGAAAAUAUGCCAAGUCAGUACCUUGCACAGUUGGCAGCUAAGCCUUUCUUCUGUGAGCUUCAAGGAUGCAAAUACGAAUUUGUGACCAGAGAGGCUUUACUAAUGCAUUAUCUUAAGAAGCAUAAUUAUUCUAAAGAGAAGGUCCUUCAGUUAUCCAUGUUUCAGCACCGGUAUUCUCCAUUCCGGUGUCACAUCUGCCAAAGGUCAUUUACAAGAAAAACACACCUUAGGAUUCAUUAUAAAAACAAACAUCAAAUUGGCAGUGACAGGGCAACUCACAGACUGUUAGACAGUGAGAAAUGUGAUCAUGAAGGGCCAUGCUCAGUAGACAGACUGAAAGGUGACUGCUCUGCAGAACUUGGUCCCAACAGUAACUCAGAGACGUCCCAGUGUCGUUCUAAAAAGGAUGAAUGCAGCUCAGAAACAGACUUGGAGUCCUCUUGUGAGGAAACAGAAAGUAAGAUAUCAGGUAUUUCAUCACCGACAGGCAGCCACAGAGAGGAGGGAGAAGGGAGAGAGGGGAGAGGAAGCAGGCGGACUGUUGCUAAAGGAAAUCUGUGCUAUAUUUUGAAUAAGUACCACAAACCAUUCCAUUGUAUCCACAAAACUUGCAACUCUUCAUUUACCAAUCUAAAAGGUCUGAUUCGCCACUACAGAACUGUGCACCAGUACAACAAAGAGCAGUUAUGCUUAGAGAAGGACAAAGCAAGAACCAAAAGGGAACUUGUAAAAUGUAAAAAGCUAUUUGCUUGCAAAUAUAAGGACUGUAACAAGCGCUUCCUGUGCUCCAAGGCCCUGGCUAAGCACUGCAGUGACUCUCAUAACCUAGACCACAUUGAAGAGUCGAAAGUGCUUUCGGAGACUGAGUCUGCAGCCAGGUUUUCUUGUAACCAGCCUCAGUGCCCUGCUGUUUUUUAUUCAUUCAGUAAGUUGAAACACCACCUGCUAGAACAGCAUAAUAUUGAAGGAGAAAUCCAUUCGGAUUAUGAAAUCCAUUGUACUCUUAAUGGCUGUGGCCAGAUUUUCAGCCACCGAAGUAAUUACUUCCAGCAUGUCUACUACCGACAUAAGGACAGUUAUGACAGCCUAUUCAGCAGCCAGAAAGUAGCGAACGAGCGGCUCCUAAGGGGUGAAAAGGUGUGUCAGACUACUGAGGCGCAGACGCAGGCACAGACGCAGGGACAGACGCAGGGACAGACACAGGAACAGACACAGGAACAGACACAGGGGCAGGAGCAGCAGACUGCCAAAAGGCCAUUUAAUACUAAAGCUAAAAAAUGUGGCUUACUCAAAGACAAGAAAGCUCCAAUUAGCUUUAAAACUAGAGCAGAAGCUAUCCAUAUGUGCGUUGAGCAUUCUGAGCACACCCAAUACCCAUGCAUGGUUCAGGGAUGCUUGUCUGUGGUGAAGCUGGAGAGCAGCAUUGUGAGGCAUUACAAACGUACCCAUCAGAUGAAUAGUGCCUAUUUAGAGCAGCAGCUGGAGAACCUUGUGGUUUGUGUUAAGUAUGGUACCAAAAUUAAGGAGGAGCCCCCUUCUGAAGUAGAGCCCUGUGUAAAGAAAGAGGAAAAUAGUAGCUGUGAGUUGGUGCACACAGAGCGCCAUUCCCCAGGGGACAGCAGCAUGCCCCUCCAGAACACUGAGUCCACUUGCCCAGCUGAACAGGAUGGUCAGAAAGGGUGUUCAGAAAGAAACCCGCUUCUUGAUGCAGACACUCUGCUCUACAGGGGAACUUUGAAAUGCAACCAUACUUCAGAAACCACUUCUCUGGGACAGUGUGAUAUAGUUAAGUCUCCUCCCUGUAAAAUUGAAAGCCCCAUACCCAAUCCCAGUGGGACAGAAAGUGGUACAUACUUCACAGACUUUCAGCUGCCUUUAUCAAGGAUCAAAGAAGAACCUGGGCAUCAUAGUUCAGGGCAAGAGAACACUGUCAAGAAUGCAGCCCAGGUCCCAAAAGAGAACAUUAGGAAGCAUUCUCAGCCCAGGUCAUUUGAUCUGAAGACUUACAAACCUAUGGGAUUUGAAUCUUCCUUUCUGAAAUUUAUUCAGGAAAGUGAAGAGAAAGAUGAUGAUUUUGAUGACUGGGAGCCUUCCGAGCACUUACCAUUGAGUAACUCCUCUCAGCCCGCUAAUGACUUGACAGGGAAUGUGGCAAACACCAUAGUGAAUGACAACGACCCUCCAGUUGACAUACCUCAUUCUUCCAGUGACCCUCCAGUUGCGGAGAACCUGACUGCAAUCCCACCGUUAGUAGUUGCUGAAGCAGCGGCGGCGGUCCCUUCCUUGGAAAACCUGAGGGUCGUACUGGACAAAGCAUUAACAGACUGUGGAGAGCUUGCCUUAAAGCAGCUUCAUUAUCUCCGGCCCGUGGUUGUCCUUGAAAGAUCUAAGUUCUCCACACCGAUUUUAGACUUGUUUCCAACUAAGAAGACAGACGAGCUGUGUGUGGGAAGUUCCUAAAUCACUGUUUUAUUUUUGAAGCACCUAGCUCCAGCACUGCAGCGAGGGGACACUUGCCAACGUGAACAAAGGCUGGGGACCAGCCACACUUGCUUAGGAUAGAAUAGGCUGUGUAUUUACAUGAAUGUACAAUAUCUAUGUCAGCAGUAUUGGCGGCGUCCAGUAGCUCUCCAGUUGGUUUUUUUGAUUGGGAUUUUUGUUUGUUUGUUUGUUUAUUAAAAAAAUGGAACUGUACUCUUGUUUGGUGCUAAUUAAUACAUCAAAAUAUACUGGGGCUUCCUUUUUCCAAUUAAGUGUGCAUGAUUGUAUAUGGAACAUAUAUUAAGGUCCCAGGGUGGGAGGGCUAGGGAAACGGUAGGAAGUUCUUACUUGACUUGAAUGUGCACCGAAGGGUGCUUUGUGUAAUAUAUUGUACACUACAGCAUCUUAUAUUUUUUGAGUUGAGUUUCAAUAAAUUACAAUUUUUCACCCACUU
Peromyscus eremicus (cactus mouse) is the source of this 6298-nucleotide messenger RNA. It is a transcript of the gene Rlf, whose product is annotated as RLF zinc finger. Gene Ontology annotation, molecular function: DNA binding; DNA-binding transcription factor activity, RNA polymerase II-specific. The transcript is spliced from 8 exons. The record is from RefSeq and is a predicted model, not a curated record. Gene Ontology annotation, cellular component: nucleus. Lineage: Eukaryota; Metazoa; Chordata; Mammalia; Rodentia; Cricetidae. The coding region runs from base 31 to 5823 and encodes 1930 amino acids. Gene Ontology annotation, biological process: regulation of transcription by RNA polymerase II.